Molecule: messenger RNA, 5444 nt
Organism: Leucoraja erinaceus (little skate)
Lineage: Eukaryota; Metazoa; Chordata; Chondrichthyes; Rajiformes; Rajidae
Product: mucin-2-like
Exons: 3
Coding region: 156-4286 (1376 amino acids)
Source: RefSeq, a predicted model, not a curated record
AAUAUUCCUGUUAAUAUCUAAAAGUAUAUACUUAUAUUCUUGAGUGACAUAUCUAUUUCGUAACAAUUUCUUAAAUAUAUUUGAUGCACAAAGUAAAAUAUUUGCUGCUGACUUAAUUACUUUUUUUUUUAGAAAAUACAACUGUGACAAGUCCAAUGACAUCUCCAACUACGACAUUGUCAACAUCAACAACGACAACAUCCCCUAUACCAACUUCAACUACAUCAUUAACAACAACUCAAGCCACAACAUCUACAACAUCUCUGACCACAACAUCGACAACCACAUCUACAACAUCUCCGACCACAACGUCAACAACAACUCCAACCACAACACCCACAACAUUUACAGCCACAACAUCUCCUACUACAUCACCAACCACUACAUCAAAAACAUCUACAUCCACAACAUUGCCAACCACAACCUCAACAAAUUUUCCGUCCACAACCUCACCAAUAUAUCCAACUACAACAUUUACAUCACCAACCACACUACCCACAGCAUCUACAACCACAACAUCUCCAACUACAACAUCAACAACAUCACCAACCACCACAUCAACAACAUCUACACCCACAACUUCACCAACCACAUCUCCAACCACAAUGCUCACAACAUUGCCAACCAUAACAUCACCAACCACAACAUCUCCAACCAUAAUACCCACAACAUCGAAAAACACAAUAUCAACAACAUCGCCAACAACAACACCCACAACAUCUCCAACCACAAUAUCUCCAAUUACAACAUCACCAACGACAACAUCAAAAUCAUCUACAUCCACAACAUUGCCAACCAUAACACCCAUUACAUUACCAAUCAAAACAUCAACAUCUACAACCACAACAUCGACAACAUCACUAACCACAACAGCCACAGCAUCUCCAACAACAACAUUUCCAACCACAACAUCAACAUCUACAACCACAACAUCUACAACAUCGCCAACCACAACAUUGCCAACCACAAUCUCAACAAAUUCUCCAACUACAUCCUCACCAAUAUCUCCAACUACAACAUCACCAACCACAACAUCAACAUCUACACCCACAACAUUGACAACAUCUCUAACCACAACACCCACAGCAUCUCCAACCACAAAAUCAACAUCUACUCCCACAACAUCUACAACAUCACCAACCACAACAUCAACGUCUACAUCCACAACAAUACCCACAACAUCCACAACCACAACAUUAACAACAUCGCCAACCACAUCGACAACCACAACAUCAACAACUUCUCCAACCGCAACAUUUCCAACCACAGCAUCAACAACAUCUCCCACCACAACAUCUCCAACUACAACAUCACCAACAACCACAUCAAAAUCAUCUACACCCACAACAUCGCCAAUCACAACAACCAUAACAUUACCAAUCAAAACAUCAACAUCUACAACCACAACAUUGACAACAUCUCUAACCACAACACCCACAGCAUCUCCAACUAAAACAUUUCCAACCUCAACAUCUACAACCACAACAUCUAUAACAUCGCCAACCACAACAUUGCCAACCACGACCUCAACAAAUUAUCUAACUACAACAUCACCAAUAUCUCCAACUACAUCAUCUCCAACCACAACAUCUCCAACUACAUUAACAACAUCACUAACCACCACAUCAACAACAUCUCCUACCACAUCACCUCUAACCACAACAACAACAUCUCCAACCACAACAAAAACAACAUCACCAACAACACCGUUAACCACAACAUCUCCCACAACAUCUCUAACCACGACAUCACCAACCACAACACCCAUAACAUUACCAAUCACAACAUCUCCGACAACACCCACAACAUCUACAACCACAACAACUACAACCACAACAUCUACAACAUCGCCAACCACAAUAUUGCCAGCCACAACAUUGCCAACCACAUCCUCAACAAAUUCUCCAACUACAACCUCAUCAAUAUCUCCAAGCACAACACCCCUAACAUUACCAAUCACAACAUCAACAUCUACAACCACAACAUCUACAACAUUGCCAACCACAACAUUUCCAACCACGACAUCAACAAAUUCUCCAGCUACGACCGCACCAAUAUCUCCAACUACAUCGCCAACCACCACAUCGCCAACCACAGCAUCAACAACUUCUCCAACAACAUCAUUUCCAACCACAACAUCAACAACAUCUCCAACCACAACACCCACAUCUCCCACCACAACAUCUCCAAAUACAACAACAUCAACAUCUACAACAUCACCAACCACAACAUUGCCAACCACAACAUCAACAAAUUCUCCAACUACGACCGCACCAAUAUCUCCAACUACCACACCAUCAACAUCUCCAACCACAACACUCACAACAUCUACAACCACAACAUCAACAACUUCUCCAACCACAACAUCGUCAUCAACGACAUUUCCAUCCACAACACCAACAUCUACAACCACAAGAUCUACACCUUCAACCACAACACCCACAUCUACACCCACAACAUCACCAACCACAACAUCUCCAACAACAUCAAUAUCCACCACAUCAACAACAUCUCCAACCACAACACCUCUAACCACAACAACCACAACCUCUCCAACCGCAACAUUAACAACAUCUCCAACCACAACACCUCCAACUACAACAUCACUAACCACCACAUCAACAACAACAUCUACACCCACAACAUCACCAACCACAACACCCAUAACAUUACCAAUCACAACAUCUACAACCACAACAUCAACAACAUCUCCAACAACAACACCCACAGCAUCUUCAACCACAACAUCUCCAAGCACAACAUCAACAACAUCUCUGAUCACAACAUCUACAGCCACAACAUCGCCAACCACAACAUCGCCAGCCACAUCCUCAACAAAUUCUCCAACUACAACCUUACCAAUAUCGCCAAGCACAACACCCAUAACAUUAUCAAUCACAACAUCAUCAUCGACAACAACAACAUCUACAACAUCACCAACCACAUCAUCUACAUUUCCGACCACAGCAUCAACAGUAUCACCAACCACAAGAUCUCAAACCACAACAUCAACAUCUCCAACCACAACACCCACAGCAUCUACAACCACAACAUCAACAACUUCUCCAACCACAACAUCGCCAUCAACAACAUUUCCAUCCACAACAUCAACAACAUCUACAACCACAAGAUCUACACCUCCAACCACAACACCCACAUCAUCUCCAACCACAACAUCAAUAACAUCUACAACCACAACAUCAACAACUACAAUAUCAACAACGACUCCAACUACAACAUCACCAACCACCACAUCAACAACAUCUACACCCACAACAUCACUAACCAUAACAUCAUCAAACACAUCGCCAACCACAACACCCACAACAUCUCCAACCAUAACAUCAACAACAUCUACAACCACAAGAUCUACACCUCCAACCACUACACCCACAACAUCUCCAACCAUAACAUCAACAACAUCUCCAACCACAACAUCAACAACAUCUCCAACUGCAACAUCACCAACCACAGUAUCUCCAACCACAAUAUCCACAAGAUCAUCUUCCACAACAUCAAUAACAUCUCCAACCAUAACAUCACCAACAUCUCCAACCUCCACAUCAACUACAUCUACACCCGCAACAUCGCCAACCACAUCUCUAACCACAACAUCAACAAUAUCUCCAACCACAACAUCAACUUCAAUAAUUUCUCCAACCACAACACUCACAACAUUUACAACCACAACAUCUCCAACUACAACAUCCACAUCGCCAACCACAUCGCCAACCACAAUAUCAACAACAUCUCCAACCACAACAUCAACAACAUCUCCAACCACAACAUCAACAAUGUCUCCAACCAGAACACCCAAAACAUCUACAAUCACAACAUCACCAACCACAACAUCAACAGCAUCAACAACAUCACCAAUUACUCCACUGACAACAUCACCAACCACAACACCCACAUCCAGAACCACAACAUCCUUCACAUCAACAUCAACAACUACAAAAUCUCCAACCACCACAUCAACAAUAUCUCCAAACACAUCAACAACAUUACCAACCACAACAUCAACAACAUCUCCAACCACAAUAUCAACAACAUCUCCUACCACCACACCAACAUCUCCAACGACAACAUUAAUAUCUACAACUACAACAUCUCCAAUUACAACAUCGCCAAGCACAACAUCAACAUCUCCAACUACAAUGUUGCCACCCACAGCAACAACAAUAUCUUCAACUUCAACACCAACAACAUCUCCAAUCAUAACAACAACAGCAACAUCUUCAACUUCAACAUCUUCAACCCUAUUCACAGCAAGUAAGUGUGGGUAAGGAAGUGGAUGGAUGUAGGUAAAAAGCACAAAGGGCAGGAGUCCUUGGCAACAGUAAAACAGAUUAUAUUUUGAUAGCCUGGCACAAAAUUCCAGUUCGAAGUGUCACCUGAAAAACUAAUAUUAAACCAGUUGUAAUACGAUUUCUUCUGCUCCUCUCAAAUAUUAGACUAUGGUUAGUAAAUUACCACAAGAAUAUUAGAAAUCAGAGUAAGAUUAAUAAACAAGUCCUUUUGAGCUUACCCUGGCAUCUAGUAAAAUCAUGGGUGAUUUAAAAAUUUUGUCCCAACUACGUUCCUGGCUGAUCCCCCAAAAUCAUAAUCUCUGUUCUGACCCAAAUUCUGUCUGAACCUUGAAUAUAUUUAAUUAAUUGGCCUGCACAGCUCACUGGGAUAGAAAGUUCCAAAAAUUCCCAACCCUCUUGAAAAAGUAAUAACUUGUUAUUUAAAGCUUUGCUUACUUGUUUUAGAUUUCCCAUUGAUAUAAAUAUUAAACAUGUCAAGCACCUUCAGAAUCAAGGGCGCUUUGGGGCCACCUCCUGCACCCACACACAACUGACUGACUUCAUCCACUUCACCACCAACUUCCAUCCGGCACUCCAAUACACCUGGAACAUUUCCGACUCUUCCCUACCAUUCCUUGACCUCACCAUCUCCAUCGCAGGGGACAGACUUCUGACCGACAUACACUACAAACCCACUGACUCGCAUGGCUAUCUGGACUACACGUCUUCCCACCCUGCCCCCAGUAAAGACUCCAUCCCCUACUCCCAAUUCCUCCGCCUACGCCGCAUCUGUUCCCAGGAUGAGACGUUCCACACCAGGGCAUCGGAAAUGUCCUCGCUCUUCAGGGAACGGGGAUUUCCCUCCUCCACCAUAGAUGAGGCUCGCACCAGGGUCUCGUCCAUACCCCACAACAUUGCUCUCUCUCCCCAUUCCCGCACUCGCAACAAGGGCAGAGUCCCCCUGGUCCUCACCUUUCACCCCACCAACCGGCAAAUACACCAAAUAAUCCUCCGCCAUUUCCGCCACCUCCAACGUGACCCCACCACUCGCCACAUCUUCCCAUCUCCCCCCAUGUCUGCCUUCCGCAAAGACCGCUCCCUCCGCAACUCCCUUGUCAAUUCUUCCCUUCCCUCCCGUACCACCCCCUCCUCGGG